AUGCUCUCGACAUUGAAUCAUACUUCUCCGUGUUUGAGUGUCGUCACCAAGGGUGCUCUUGGGGCGUCGCGAAACGCUCUUGCUGCCUCCUUACCCCGACAUUUCGCCGGUAAGGCUUCUCCUAGUGGUGGUGAAUGGCAGACUAUGGAUGGUUGUACUGCUGUGUGCCAUGUGUCUUAUGCUAUGAUGGAAACCGCCUACAUUUACCCUAUUACCCCCUCGUCCCCUGCUGCUGAGCUUGCUGAGCAGUGGUCAGCGCUCGGUGUGAAGAAUGUGUUCGGUGAUAUCCCCAAGAUAACUCAGAUGCAGUCUGAAGCCGGUGCUGCCGGUGCCCUCCACGGUGCCUUGGCGGCCGGUUCUUUGGCCACUACCUAUACGGCCAGUCAAGGUCUCCUCCUUAUGGUGCCUAAUAUGUACAAGAUAGCUGGUGAACUCCUCCCCUGUGUUAUGCAUGUGGCCGCACGUGCUGUUUCUGGCCAGGCCUUAUCCAUUUUUGGUGAUCAUCAGGAUGUCAUGGCUGUCCGUCAGACCGGUUUCGCCAUGAUUGACGCCGAUACUGUCCAGGAGUGCCAUGAUAUGGCUCUGAUAUCUCACUUGGCUACUCUCAGAGCCAGAGUUCCUUUCGUCAGUUUCUUUGAUGGUUUCCGUCUCUCCCAUUGCAUUCAGAAGGUCGAUACUUUACCUUACAAUCAGAUGCGAAGGAUGAUCGAUAUGAAGGCACUAAAUGCUCAUCGUGCAAGAGCCCUCAAUCCUACUCGCCCUUAUGUCCGCGGUACCAACGAGAAUCCCGAUGUUUAUUUCCAACAGUUCGAGGCUUCCAACGCUUUCUACGAUAAGACUCCUAAAAUUGUGAAGGAGGAGAUGGACCGUGUUGGCGCUGUUACUGGUCGUCACUAUGAUCUCUUCCAAUGGUCCGGCCCGAAGGACGCUGAGGCAGCAAUUGUUAUUUUGGGUUCUGGCGCUAGUGUUGUUGAGGAGUCUCUACCUUACGUCAACGCGCAAGGCAAGAAGGUUGGUGUGCUCAAGCCCCGUCUUUACCGUCCCUGGUCCGCUGAAGACUUCCUCAAGACCUUGCCCAAGUCUGUUAAGCGCAUUGCUGUCCUUGAUAGGACUAAGGAACCUGGUGCUCUCGGAGAGCCUCUCUAUUUGGAUGUUGCCAGUACUAUUCAAGAGUCUGGCCGUUCGAACAUCAAAGUGAUCGGUGGCCGUUGGGGUCUCGGACAAAAGGAGUUCACACCCAAAUGUGUUGCUGCUGUGGCAGACAAUCUUUAUGCUCAAUACCCCAAGGAUCACUUCUCCGUGGGGAUCGAGGAUGAUGUGACUCACAGGUCUCUGCCUCUCAAUGAUGAGAUCAACGUGUCUCAUCCCAAGACCGUUGAGUGCCUCAUCUAUGGCUUUGGUUCAGAUGGUACUGUUGGUGCUAACAAGAACGCUACCAAGAUCAUCGGCGAUAAUACUGACCUCUUUGUCCAAGCAUACUUUGCUUAUAGCUCACAGAAGUCUGGUGGCUUGACAGUUUCUCAUUUGAGAUUUGGUCCCGAGCCUCUCAAGUCAUACUAUUCCGUCAGCAAGGCCGACUACGUCGGAUGUCACAAUACGACUUACAUAGACAUGUAUCGUAUGACUGAUCAUCUUAAGGACAAUGGUACCUUCUGCUUGAACUCGCCCUUCACUACGGUUGAGGAGUGGAACGAACAUGUACCCGCUGGUGUUCGUAAGGCACUCGCUGAAAAGAAUGCCAAGGUUUUCAACGUCGAUGCGUUCAAAGUUUCUGAGAAGUGUGGUAUGGGCCGCAUGAUUAAUGUUGUUAUGCAGGCUGUCUUCUUCAAGCUCGCUAAUGUGAUGGACUUCAAGGAGUGCAUUGCUUUGUACAAGAAUACCAUCAGGAAGAGUUAUGGUCAUCGUGGAGAAGCUGUUGUCCAGAAGAACUACGAGAUGAUAGAUGAGGCUCUUGAUGCGAUCACUGAGAUCAAGGUUCCUGCUGACUGGAAGAAUCUUUCGGAUAGUAUGCUCCGAUUUGAGCAAAACUACCAUGACGCUCUUGGUAGCUUGGCUAAGGAGAAGAGUGCUAUCAAUAAACCAAGUUUCACUGAGAAUAUCCAGGCUCCAGUUGCUCUCCAACGCGGUGAUGAUAUUCCCGUUAGUGCUUUUGCCAACGACGAACUCGUCGGUGGUAAGGUUCCUCUUGGAACCGCCAAGGUCGAGAAGCGUGGCGUUGCCUUGAUGAUCCCCAUCGUUGAUAUGGACAAGUGCACUCAAUGCAAUAUUUGCUCUAUGUCGUGUCCUCACGCUUGCAUCAGACCCUUCUUGUUGUCCCAAGCUGAGGAUGAUGCCAAGCCGAGUACCUUUGAUAGUCGUAAAGCCAAGGGUGGUGCCGAGGUUGCCGGUCUUCACUACAGGAUCCAGGUCUCGCCCUUGGAUUGCACUGGUUGUGAGACCUGUGUUAACGCAUGCCCCUAUGAUGCUCUAAGAAUGGAGCACUUGGCUGAUUUCGAGGAUAUCGAAAAGCCAAACUGGGAGUAUGCUGUGAGUCUCCCUGAUCGAUCUUCAAGGUUUGAUAAAACCACCCUCAAGGGCAGUCAGUUCUACCAACCUUUGCUCGAGUUCCAUGGUGCUUGUGCUGGCUGUGGUGAACUCCCUAUGUUCGCCUUCUCACUCAAAUGUUCGGUGACCGCAUGA
Molecule: messenger RNA, 2679 nt
Organism: Perkinsus marinus ATCC 50983
Lineage: Eukaryota; Perkinsozoa; Perkinsida; Perkinsidae
Product: pyruvate:ferredoxin oxidoreductase, putative
Exons: 1
Coding region: 1-2679 (892 amino acids)
Biological process (GO): electron transport chain; response to oxidative stress
Molecular function (GO): oxidoreductase activity, acting on the aldehyde or oxo group of donors; iron ion binding
Source: RefSeq, a predicted model, not a curated record